Molecule: messenger RNA, 507 nt
Organism: Cryptomeria japonica (Japanese cedar)
Lineage: Eukaryota; Viridiplantae; Streptophyta; Pinopsida; Cupressales; Cupressaceae
Exons: 2
Coding region: 1-507 (168 amino acids)
Source: RefSeq, a predicted model, not a curated record
AUGUACAAAAUAAUUACAAAAGUGAUAGCUGAACGGUUAAAGCCAUGGCUCAAUAACCUAAUAUCUGAGGAGCAAGGGGGCUUUGUUACAGGACAACAAAUUUUGGAUGGGGUUAUCAUAGCGGCUGAAGCUAUGCACUCUAUGGCUGCCUCCAAGGAAAAAGCUAUGUUCAUAAAGUUGGACAUGGCCAAAGCUUAUGAUAGAGUCAGAUGGAGUUUUUUGCAGAAAAUCUUACAGGCCUUUGACUUAUUUGGUGCGGCCAGAGGCCUUAGGCAAGGGGAUCCUCUCUCCCCUUACCUUUUCAUCCUGAUGGCAGAAGGAUUGGGAAGACUUAUCAAGUCUCAAGUUAGUCAGGGAGGGAUUCAAGGUUGGAAGUGGGGGCAUGACAUUCCUCCUUCUUCUCACCUCCAAUUUGUGGAUGAUACAUCUUUGAUGGGUGCUGCAAGAAUUCAGGAGGCAGCUAGUUUCCGAAGAGAUUUGGAUAUUUAUGUGAAAGCCUCAGGAUAG